UGUCAACAAUUGUCAAUUUGGUAUUACGCCCGCAAAAUAGUGUUAGAUGAUGGAAGGAUCUCACCAAUUAGCUCCACAAAUCUGGCCGACCUCAGGAAAUAUUAGAUUACACAGCAGCAAUUUUUCUCGACUGGGAAACUAAUGAAACUGACGAAAAGUUCUAGAGCUAGUUAAAGAGGCUUGUUCUUCCGCCGAAACGAGCCA
Molecule: messenger RNA, 204 nt
Organism: Acanthoscelides obtectus
Lineage: Eukaryota; Metazoa; Arthropoda; Insecta; Coleoptera; Chrysomelidae
Source: the annotation of a GenBank genome assembly